Messenger RNA from Plutella xylostella (diamondback moth), 1201 nucleotides. RefSeq names its product selenoprotein T (gene SelT). Gene Ontology annotation, biological process: cell redox homeostasis. Gene Ontology annotation, cellular component: endoplasmic reticulum membrane. Gene Ontology annotation, molecular function: thioredoxin-disulfide reductase (NADPH) activity. Lineage: Eukaryota; Metazoa; Arthropoda; Insecta; Lepidoptera; Plutellidae. The record is from RefSeq and is a predicted model, not a curated record.
AUUUCAUUCGUUCAAUUUGUUCAAUGGUUCGGUGUCAACGAAAAUAUUUUAUUAGAGAUUUUAUUCAACUUAUUGUAUUCUCGGAGUUCUUCAACAAUUAUUCGUGAUUUUUAUUAAAUCUUAACCAAAAAUCUAUUAGAAAAACUGUAACACUGCUUUCACCAUGUCCACAAAUUUUUGUGUAUCACUGGUUGUUAUUCUGACUUGCCUAUUGUCUGCUAAUAAUUACGUUGAUGCAAACGAAAAUGAAGGCGAAAGCAUUUCUAAAAUCGGACAAGGUGUAGGACAUAUCAUGAAUAUUUAUUAUUGUUAUUCCUGCGGGUACAGGAAGGUUUUUGAGGACUAUGCCGGAAUUAUACAGCAAAAGUACCCAGAAAUCUCAGUGAUUGGAGCUAAUUAUGACCCUCCUGGAUUGAACAUGUACCUUUCUAGAAUGAUUGGUUUUGGUAAGAUGAUUCUGAUUAUGUGCAUCUUGAGUGGUGUGAACAUCUUUGCAUGGCUGAACAAGCCACAGCCGUCCUGGUGGAGCUGGUGCCUGGAGAACAAGCUGUACGCGUGUAUGAUGAUAUUCUUCUUGGCCAACAUGAUUGAAGGACAAAUGGUCUCAUCUGGCGCAUUUGAAAUCUCCCUGAACAACAUUCCACUGUGGUCGAAGCUGGAGACGGGGAGGAUCCCUCAGCCCCCGGAGCUGUUCCAAAUCAUUGACAACACUCUGCGGUUCUCAAAGAUGGACAUGCCAUCCAAUAAUUUUGUGCAGUAAAUUGUUAAUGGUUGUAUCAGUUGCAAUAAUUGAACAAGGGUGUGUGUUUGUAAGUGAAAAGUCCUGGGUUUGAACAUUUGGUGGUUUGUAUUCUUAUGUACAAAAUUAUGUCAAAUAAUAUCUAGGGAGAUAGGCUGGUAUUCAAACAAGUAUUAUGCAUUUUAUCACUUUAUUGUUGUUUGUACUUUAUCAAUUUGUUGUAAAUAUGUAUACAUACAAUUUGUGACCUUAAUAAGUUAGUGCCUAUAAUGCUUUUAAUAUAUACAGUAGUUAACAAGUUCUUAAAUGAUAUAUUACCUACAAAUAGUUUGAAAGUCAGCUUAUCCCUUUAUAUGUGUAGAUUUUGUUUAUCUAGUCAGAUGAUCAAACAGAUUACUAUUGUUGAUCCUAGACUCACUGUACUGGAAAAACUUAUUGAAAUAAAGAUUUAGAUAAUUUAAA